AUGAACACCUGGAAUCACACAAAUAAACCAGACUUCAUCCUCUUGGGACUGACAGAUUCCAAAGAGAUCCAGUUAGUCCUCUCUGUGCUGUUUCUCCUGAUAUACAUGGUCACUGUGCUGGGGAACACAGGAAUGAUGCUUAUCAUUUGUGUUGAUAGCCAGCUUCACACCCCAAUGUAUUUCUUCCUCAUCCAUCUGUCAUUCCUUGACCUCAGUUACUCGACUGCCAUCACACCUAAAACCUUAGAGAACCUGAUGACUUUGAACAAGAGCAUUUCCUUUAUAGGUUGUUUCACCCAACUGUACAUUUUCAUCCUCUUGGCAGCUACUGAAUGUCUUCUGCUUUGCUCAAUGGCCUAUGACCGCUACAUAGCUAUCUGCAAACCUUUACAUUAUCCUAUCAUUAUGUCUUCACAAUGCUGUCUUGUCUUGCUCACUGGAUCCUACAUGAUUGGAACUGUGGAUUCCUCUGUUGGUGUGCUUGCCAUGAAUACACUACAUUUCUGCAAGUCCAACGUCAUCCAUCAUUUUUAUUGUGAUACAUCUCCACUUUUAUCUCUGUCCUGCAGUGACACAAAUGUAGUUGAAAUAAUUAUAUUCAUUUUUGCAGGUUCCACCAUUCUGGGUUCCCUUAUCACAAUAUCUGUAUCCUAUGUGUUCAUUCUUUCUACUAUUUGGAAGAUCAAUUCCACUUCAGGAAAGCAAAAGGCCUUCUCCACUUGUGCCUCUCACCUCCUUGGAGUCACUGUCUUUUACAGUUCUCUGAUCUUUACUUAUUUAAAACCGAGUAAGUCCUACUCCCUGGGAAAGGACCAAGUAGCUUCUGUUUUCUAUACAAUUGUGAUCCCCAUGCUGAACCCACUCAUUUAUAGUCUCAGGAACAAAGAAGUGAAAGGUGCUGUUGUUAGAUUAGUGAAGAAGAGACAAGGAUUCAGGAAGUUGAAUGAGGGUAAGCGGUGA
This is a messenger RNA of Microtus ochrogaster (prairie vole), 960 nucleotides long. RefSeq names its product olfactory receptor 8H1-like. Lineage: Eukaryota; Metazoa; Chordata; Mammalia; Rodentia; Cricetidae. Gene Ontology annotation, cellular component: membrane. Gene Ontology annotation, molecular function: olfactory receptor activity; G protein-coupled receptor activity. The record is from RefSeq and is a predicted model, not a curated record. Gene Ontology annotation, biological process: G protein-coupled receptor signaling pathway.